This is a messenger RNA of Monopterus albus (swamp eel), 1164 nucleotides long. It is a transcript of the gene klf9, whose product is annotated as Kruppel like factor 9. The record is from RefSeq and is a predicted model, not a curated record. Gene Ontology annotation, biological process: regulation of transcription by RNA polymerase II. NCBI's taxonomy places the organism in Eukaryota, Metazoa, Chordata, Actinopteri, Synbranchiformes, Synbranchidae. The transcript is spliced from 2 exons. The coding region runs from base 390 to 1073 and encodes 227 amino acids. Gene Ontology annotation, molecular function: RNA polymerase II cis-regulatory region sequence-specific DNA binding; DNA-binding transcription factor activity, RNA polymerase II-specific.
AGUUGAGAGAAGUCGUGCACACAGUGAAAUAGGGCAAGUUGACGCGUGUGUGGGAGCGCACAAAGAGGCGGAAAAUACGCAUACACAAAGCCUGGUCCAAUAACACGUUUGGUUGUUGUUGUUGACCCAGCAUAUUAAAAGGAGAGGGAGGGUGGAAUAACUGGAGGACGAUUCAAGCAGCUAUCUUUCCUGGGGGUGUUUAUUUAUCCGCCCUGCAAGCUCACCAAGAAAACACAGCCUUUGUGGAUUAGUCACAUUGGGAUGGUUAACCGCAUGCUUCACUGGAGGACUGCGGCUUGAUUACUUUAUUGUAUCAGUUUUGUCGGAUUGUCUAUAAAUAUAUAACUACUCUACAUUGUUCCUUUUCUCCAUCCGGGUCUGCUGUAGUGAUGUCGGAGGUUCAUGUCUCUGCAGACUGUGUCCCCAGCCGACCAGCGGGACGGGGACGGACAGAGGACAUGGUGAAAGAGAACCAGGAGCACAGGACUUUAUUAAUGGUGGCAAUGAUUUUAUUAGACUUGAACAAAUGCAGUCCCAACGCUAUCAGCGCGGGAGGCGGCGCAUGUCUCGGGGCUAGCGACGCCGGCACUCAGGAGAAGGUGGAGCGGGCCGGUUACCGGAUGAACGCCGGGGACGGCCGGGGUUCUGUGGCACUCAAACAGUCCAGGAGCAAAAAGGUGGUGGCGGCGAGAAGAGAGCCUCCCGAGAAAAGGCACUGCUGCCCUUUUACCGGCUGUGGAAAGAUGUACGGCAAGUCGUCCCACCUCAAAGCCCACCUAAGGGUCCACACUGGUGAGCGCCCCUUCGAGUGUACCUGGCCAGACUGUGGCAAGAAGUUCUCCCGAUCAGAUGAGCUGACACGUCACUACCGCACACACACAGGCGAGAAGCGCUUCAACUGUCCACUGUGUGACAAGUGCUUCAUGAGGAGCGACCAUCUGACUAAACACGCUCGGCGACACACAGGCUUCCAUCCCAGCAUGCUUCUGGGCUCCGGUGCAGCUAAGAGGCGCCGCUGCUCCAUGUCCAUGUCCUCCUCUGAUUCUGGAGACCAAAGCCCUGUAGGCCUGUGAGACAAACAUUCAUAAUGUACAUAUAUACAUAAGGGUAUACGUAUGCACUAGAUACAGCAGCAUACAAACACGGACACACAUGUGUGGUGUU